Syngnathus typhle (broad-nosed pipefish) is the source of this 378-nucleotide messenger RNA. Its product is annotated as protein NATD1-like. The transcript is spliced from 3 exons. The record is from RefSeq and is a predicted model, not a curated record. NCBI's taxonomy places the organism in Eukaryota, Metazoa, Chordata, Actinopteri, Syngnathiformes, Syngnathidae. Bases 1 to 378 code for a protein of 125 amino acids.
AUGUGGCUUAAAAUAAUACUCACACUCACCGAGGUCGUACCUCUGAGGGUGACGGCCCGAAGGCUGGCUUCCAGCGGCGGACUGACGGUGGAACACGACCGACAGAACCAGCGCUUCACCGCUUCCAUGUGCAGCGGAACCGGAGUCAACGAGAGUGCAACACUCAUCUACAGAUUCACAGCGCCAGAUGAGGUGGAUCUUGUGUCCACCUUUGUCCCGGAGGCUUGCAGGGGUCAAGGUGUGGCCGCGCUGCUGUCAAAGGCCGCCAUUGACUUUGUUCUGAAAGAGAAGCUGAAGGCUCGCGUGUCCUGCUGGUACAUCAAGAAGUACAUGGAGGAACACCCUCAUCCCAAUUAUAAUGAAAUUCAAAUCAGAUGA